Phaedon cochleariae (mustard beetle) is the source of this 1222-nucleotide messenger RNA. The record is from the annotation of a GenBank genome assembly. NCBI's taxonomy places the organism in Eukaryota, Metazoa, Arthropoda, Insecta, Coleoptera, Chrysomelidae.
UUUUCAUUUUUCUGUUUUGUUUUGCACAUUUCGUUGGUAUCUUCAUUAUCAAACACAGCAUUAGGUAUUUACAAAAAGUUGAGUGCGUUGAAACAGGCUGAUUUUCUUGACAAAAUGUUGUGGGCAGAUAAAUAUCGGCCCAAAGAUUUGGCCAAUUUAGAUUACCACAAGGAUCAAGCAGUAAAUUUGAAAAACCUUGUGAAAGACGGAGAUUUUCCACAUUUACUAGUCUAUGGCCCUUUAGGCGCUGGCAAAAAAACACGUAUAAUGUGUUUACUGAGAGAACUGUAUGGAGCAGGAGCUGAAAGACUCAAAAUGGAGAUGAUGUCUUUCACAACACCAUCCAACAAGAAACUAGAAAUUAUGACAGUGAGCAGUAACUACCACAUUGAAGUGAACCCAAGCGACGUUGGGAUUUAUGAUAGAGUAGUAGUUAUGGAUAUUAUAAAAAAUGUGGCACAGAGUCAACAGUUGAAUUCAAAUGCUCAAAGAGAGUUCAAAGUUAUAGUUUUAACAGAUGUGGAUGACUUGACAAAAGAUGCUCAGCAUGCUUUGAGAAGAACUAUGGAGAAGUACAUAGCAAACUGCCGUAUUAUACUUUGUGCUACUUCUAUAUCAAGAGUAAUACCUGCUAUCAGGUCACGUUGCCUAUGUAUAAGAGUUCCUGCCCCAUCUGAAGAAACUAUCAUUAAUAUACUGCACUACACUUGUGAAAAAGAGAGUCUGAAGUUACCUAGGGGACUUGCUGAAAGAAUUGUCCAAGUUUCAAACCGUAAUUUGAGGAGAGCUUUGCUUAUUUGUGAGGCUUGUAAGGUAGAACAGUAUCCUUUCAAGGAGGAUCAAAAUGUAGCUGAGCCAGACUGGCAAAUUUUCAUCAAAAAAACUGCUGCAAGAAUGUUACAGAAUCAGAAUAUGGAUACUCUCUCCAAAGUUCGUGAAAAUCUAUAUGAAUUGCUCACAAAUGGUAUUCCCUCAGAUAUAAUUUUCAAGACUCUUCUGGAAGAGCUACUCAAGAAUUGUGAUAUGGGAAUAAAGUCAAAAAUUGUGGAAGAAGCUGCUAUCCAUGAGCACAGGAUGGCACAAGGAAAUAAAUCUAUUUUUCAUUUAGAAUCAUUUGUUGCCAAGUUCAUGUAUAUUUAUCAGGAGAUGAUGCAGGAAAUGUUGGGAGAUUUUUGAGAUGAUUGUUUUGUAUGUACCUACCAGUGUUUAUUUUUAUUGUCUG